AUGGGAGCAGCCCCCAGUGACAGCUUCAUUUGUUGUUGCCUCCACUUGGCCAUGCUCCGGACACCUCACACCACCGUGGAAGAGCGGUUUCAUCUGAAACAGGCAAUGUCUGUGCAAUACCGAAGCGUCAUGUUUGCUACUGUGGAUGUGGACAAUGCUCGGGAGUUGGCCCAAACUUACCAUAUCAAAGCAGUACCCACAUUUCAGAUGUUCAAGCAAACCAAGAAGAUUUUUGAACUUUGUGGAGCUGAUGCUAAAAAACUGGAAGAAAAGAUUCGAGAAUUCAUCAACUAUUUGAACCUGCCGUUUGGAACUCAGGAGAGGGCAUGGAGGGUGAAUGAAGCCUAUUUCCUACAAACAAGAAACAGGGGACACAGAAAUGUUUUUGUGCCCAGGAGCCCCAUGGGAUCCUGCUCAGUUUCAAGUCCUUUGCAUCCAUCGCUUCAUUUAACAUUUGCAACAAUCCUGUCUGACUCAGCCACUGCCAGGCCAGAGGCUUCUCUGGAGCUGUUUUCUCAUCUGUAA
This is a messenger RNA of Rangifer tarandus platyrhynchus (Svalbard reindeer), 525 nucleotides long. The record is from the annotation of a GenBank genome assembly. Lineage: Eukaryota; Metazoa; Chordata; Mammalia; Artiodactyla; Cervidae.